AGUUUAAACUCCUCAGAGAAGCUACACAGGUGUUGUCAGGACCGAAACUAAAGCUGAAACCGGCAAUACAUCUAGGUUUUCGGUGCGACGUUCGACGGCUGUGCGAAGCAGCGGAGCGGACAAGAUGCUCAACUCGUUCCGGGCUGCUGCCACCCCGCAGCGGGGAAGAGGCAGCCGGACGGUCCGCGUCUGCGACCUCCGCCUCGACAGGAGGGAGGGAACCGAGAAACAUCUGGAAAUAAGCGGUUUGGACUUUAAUGACUUUCUUCACGACUUGAAAAAGGAAUUUUCAAUCGGUCCACGUGAGGUAUUUGUGGUGGCAACAACAGACAGAACAAUCCUGGAUUUUGACAAAUUUAAGGAGCUCCAGGAUGGCAGCACUCUCUACUUGUUGCAACAUGAGCGCCAGGAUCUGCCAGUUGCAGCGGAGGAGCACAUCAACUUUACACCUCAUUAUGACGUGGUGAUCCGGGGUGGCAUGCAUGAAUACUAUGCUAGUCAGGGCCAGGCACCAUUAUCCUACACACUUGCUGAGCUGAUUGACAACGCUCUUUCAGCCACAGCUAAAAACGAGGGACUGAGGUCCAUAGAGAUACGGGUGCUUAAUGACAAAACUGUUGGGAAACCUGCCGUCAUUGUUCUUGAUAAUGGACAUGGGAUGUCCUCUAAGCAGCUCAACAACUGGGCAGUGUACAGACUGUCUAAAUUUAAAAAGGAAAGCAGCACAUUUGCAAGUGAAGCUGAAGGCUAUGUCCGGCCAGAUCCUGUACCUCGCAGUCUCAACAGUGAUAUAUCCUACUUUGGAGUUGGAGGAAAACAGGCUGUUUUCUACAUCGGAGACUCGGCCAGGAUGAUCAGCAAACCUGUAGGCUCUCCAGAUGUUCAUGAGCUGGUUCUGUCAAAAGAGGAGUUUGAGAGAAAAGAGAAGAACAACGAAGAUGUCUACAGCACGACCAUCCUAAACAGGAGGCCCGGGGAUUCUUCACAUGUAAAAAAUAACGACGAGCGCUUCCUUCACGCCCUCAUCGCUGAGGAACGUGGCAAGGCAAGCUUUACAGCCGUCGUCAUUACAGGAGUCCAGCCUGAGCACAUCACCCUCCUGACAGACCGUUUGGACAUAGUGACCAGACAGCUAGCGCACAUAUAUCACUAUUACAUUCAUGGAGUCAAUGGACAUGUCAUGAGCAGCAGCUCAUCAAACUCAGAUCAUCCCACUAACAUUGACAUUCAGGUCACUUUGCGGGAGAAGCCUCCAAAAUGUCCCCGUGCCAUUCACCUCAGGGAAGUUGAAGACGACAUGCAGACGCUGUUCAUUAACGCAGCAGCGGACACAUUUGAAUUUCGAGCCACCACGAUACCAGAACGUGGCACAGUUGAGGGAAUCGUUCGGUAUCAUCCCUUCCUCUACGACAAGGAGACCUACCCUAAAGAUCCAACUGUUGCGCAAGAAGCUCCUGAUAAUGACGAUGACGAUAAUGAGGCCGGAUUCAGUGAUCGAGCAAGAAAGGAGAAGCCGAUCUUUGAAUGUUUCUGGAAUGGACGACUCAUACCGUACACCAAAGUGUCUGAGUUUGAUUGGUGUUCUCCCAGAGGAGCAAAAGUGCCUGUGGAGUGUUACAGUCGGUUGUCUGGGGUGCUUUUCACUGACGACAGGUUCCAGGUCACCACAAACAAACUCACCUUUACUGACUUGGAGCUGAAACUGAGGGACAAGAACACGAUCUACACCAUUGUUGUGAAUGGACAGAAAUCCUCAAAAAGAGCUACUAUUCAGAAUGAGUUCAAUCAGUGGCUGCAAAACUGCCAUGAGAAGUUUGACAAGCAAGUGAAGUUUCUUGGCUUCAAGGGGACCAUAACACGGCAUGAUGUGCCUUCUAAGAAAAUGCAGCAGCCCUGGGCAACGUUCUCCUCCAUCGAGUGGGAAGGCAAAACAUACAAAACAGGUCAACAUGUGAAGUCUCUAAGAACGAACCCUGUUCUCUACGGUACUAUUGAUCGAUUUUUGCUGUACGGAAAUUAUGAUGGAGACGUCUUUGCCACAGGAGGACAGGUGGAAGUGAUUCGGGAGCCCAAAGCUCUUUAUGACACGAUCAAGAUCAUUCCCAUUUCCAAGAUUGACAAAGCUGCCACUGAUGAAGUCAUCAGGAGAAACAUCGACAGUGACCUUGCCAAGCUUCCAGAGUCACUGAAAGUGGUGUGGCCCAAAGGUAACCCUUGGCCAGCGAAUGCUGUUUGUCCUGCUGGGACUCCUUUAGGGCCAAUCAACGUUAUAAUUCUAAACAGGAAAGGCGAGCAAAUAUCCUCAAUACCGACAGCGGGCCAGGGGAAAGGACAAGUGCUGAGUAUGCAACUAAAAAUAGUCCUGCAUGGUUCUAAAGGAGACCAACUCAUUUCCAAUUUAGUUGCCCUACAUUCAGCAAAGUGGGGUUUCGAGUUCAAAAGAAAUGACAAUCUGACCCAGCUGGGGAAGUUCACACUAUCCCUGAACACUAUGAUUAAAGACAAUAGUAGCACCGUCUUUGGAGGCAAACCGCUUCCCAACUACACUCUCAAGUUUACCAUCAAAGAGGGUAAUGCACAGAGCUUCGUGCUUGGUACGGUGAGCCCCACUGUUCGUGUAGGGGUACCAUUCAACAUUCCUGUGCAGUUUAAAGAUUUAUAUGGCCACGUAACAGCGCCUCCUCCCGAACUCCAGCCUGUACUGGAGUGCAGCGACCUGGAUGUGAGGUACGAGACAAUGGACAGCCGUGGGACCACGUUCUGCAUCAGAAAUGUCAAAGCGAAAGGAAAAAUCUUAAAACACCAGCAAAAUAAGAGUUAUGACCUGAAAGUGACCUUCUGUGGCCUGAAAAAAGACACACAGACCAUCAAGAUCAGUCUUCUUCCUGGUAAUCCACAUUCCCUCCAUGUGAUGCCAGAAGAAAACCCAGUCAAAGUAGAAAAUGGAAACCCGGUCGCCUUUAAUGUCGAAAUUCAUGAUGAGGCUGGAAACAUCACUGCUCAGCCCAAACAAAUAGUUCGCUGCCAGGUUCAGGGAUUUCCAUUUGUGACAACUGACUGCAGUAACACGGGAGGUGGCCAGAUUAUGACAGAGCACAUAAACCUGAAAAUAAUGGAUGGACAGCCACAAAUGCUCAAAGUUCACUUUGAGAUGCCUAGUCAAAAGCACAUAGCCUCGGUCACAAGGCAGCUGAAGGUGAAUCCCAGCGCACGAGUUGCCAAGAUGGAGAUCUACCGUGCGGAUGCUGAGAAUCUGGUAGUGACGAACAAUGAAAAGAUAGAUUGGCUAGCUGGAGGAUCGCUGGAGAACCUGUUCUAUAGACUGUAUGAUGAGGCUGGCAAUGAGGUAGCAGUCAGUGCUGAAAUAGCCUCCAUGAUCAAGGUCAACUGGACAGCAGAUGUAGAUCUGAAAGGUCUCAUCCAGGGGAAGCUGCCUGAUAUACAGGUGCCUACAAAGGUGCAGGACGAACGCUUUUUCCAGGUGUCCUACCACGACCAGAGUGUCUCUGUCUCCUUCGUCAUAACUCCUCGUCCAGACGAACCAGCACGGCUGAAAGCAACUUUCAAACAAAACACAGUGAGGCUUGGUGAAAUCCUACCUGGAAACAUUAACUUGGAGCUUGUGGACCAGUAUGACAAUGUCACCUGGACACUUAUCCCCACCUCUGUGAGGGACAUGAAUGUGGAAGCUGAGGGUCUGGACACAUCUUCCGUUGCCUUUAAGUGGCAGGAGAGCAGCAGCUCGGUUGUGGUGACGGGAGUGCGUUUCCAUUCAGGGCGUCUUGGCUUCAGAGACUUGUGCUUCAAAUACUCCAGCUAUGUGGAGCGUAUCAACGUUGAAGUGACUGCUGGAGUUCCUGCUAAGCUUAAGCUCAUCGGUGAACCUGAGCAGCCUUUGCAGGUAUUCAGUGGUCACAGUAUUCUCACACCAUUCCUCGUCCAGCUGUGCGAUGAGUGGGAAAACCCUUGUCCAGACCAGAGGGUUGUGGUACAUUUAAGACCUUCUCACUCAACACUGAAGGUGACGACACCUGUUACUUCACAACCUGUAAACACAGAAGGGAAAGCCUCUUUCACUGUUAAUAGUGUGAGCGGUCCAAAGGGGAACUAUCAGCUGAAAUUUACAGGUUCCUUCACUGAGAAAUCCAUCCCUGGUCCAGCAGUGAACCUCACUAUCAUCCCUGAUUGCAACAAACCUGUCAAACUGUCAGUUGAGUACGACUCCAGCGCCAGGUUUCUUGCUGGAGGCAUUUUCCCAGUUUUCUCAGUAACCGUGGUGUCGGAAGAAGGAAGUCCGAUUACAACUUUUAACCCAGCAGCUGUGUCCAUGUUUGUCUGGAAGGGAAUGCCAUCAGGACGAACGGCACCACAAAGAGACACUGAGCUGAAGUGUAGCAAACCCAUGGCACAUGAGAAGAAUGACCGUUUUCGUUUCAGAGAUAAACAGAUUCCACAACAUGCUGGACAGCACGUCAUACAGUUUGCUCUGCGUGUUGACAAAAACAACGACCUGCUGAGUGAUCAGAUUGCUAUAAAUGUGGUGGCCAAUCAGCCUGUCAAGCUGGGACCCGACUCUCAGCCCCCAACCCCAGUUGUUUCCAACAGUACAGACAUCACCAACCGAACCUUGGUUGAGAAUAUGACUCUGAGGAUAAUGGAUUCACAUGGAAACUCAGCAGGGCAGGACCUGGACGGGAGGGUCGUCGUCUCUAUAAAGUGCCCCAACGGAGAAAGAAGCAACAGCCUUCCUUUGUUUGAAGGAAAAAUCAGCAGCUUUCGGCUUAUCUUGGUAGACGGAAAGGCUUUCAUCAACAGGCUGGCUAUCAUGCAGAAUAGUCCUGGUGAGAAUGGCAACGUGUACACCCUCCUCUUCCAACCUGAAGUCCCGAAGGUUCCCACACCACUGGAACCUUUUGAGCUCCAGUUCCAUUUUUACAAUGAUGCAGAGAACCAAACAAGAAUCUCUGAACUGACCAAGAAGAGAGAUGAGCUCAGUGCUGCUAUUGCUACAUAUACAACAGCCUUUACUACCUCUAAACAACUCCUUAAUUUGCUGACAUCUCAGCGCGUGGCUACAAGUAAUAAAGAGGAGAGCCUUAGAAAUGAGCUGAACAACAGGAAUAUGACAACACAACCUGUAUCUAUCCAAAACAUUGACAGACUCAUAAAUGAGAAGAGUGCAGAAGUUGACCAAAUUCUGACGAUGCCCAGAAGAAGCUGCUCCAUCCAUGAGACCUCCAUGUUGCAGCUGGACGUUUUGGGAAAGGUUGGCCACCUGGCCUUUGUGGAGGAUGAUACUGCUGCCUGGGUUAUCUCCUGGCACAUCUGGGGUGACAUGGACUGUGUCGUAACCAAAACAAAAGAAGCAGCCGAAAGGAUUUAUAAGGAAACGAAUGGCAGGCAGCAGGUCAUGGCCCUGGACAGCGUGUAUAUAGGGGAACAAAACAGACCGCUGCCACAUAUAAGAAAUGGCCACGCGCUCUUUGAUCCGCCUGGGAACCCGGUCUUCGCCAGAGAGCUGCUGAUUUGCCCCAACGACCAGAAGUGCUGUGACAUAGUGUUUAAAAACAUCCUGGGAAAUACGAUUCUGAUUGAUGACCUGGAAUCUGCAAAUAACUACAGGAGGGAGGUGGUGCAGAAGAAGAUACAGUGUCCCACCAUCCUGACCAGGCAGGGGGAAAGAGUCAGUGCCAAGGGCAAGUUCGGCGGUGCUCAGAACAAAGCCCCACCGAUGAACACAAUACCUGUGUUUGGAGCCCCCUUCCCACAGAUCUACCACACUCUUAAGAGAGACAUAGAGCUGCUCCAGCAGUACCAGUUAGCUGUGAGGAAGAAGGAGGAGGCAGAAAAGGAGCGAAACGAUUUCUUAAGAAACCUUCGUUCUCCUGAUAUGACCAAAAAGCACAAAGACAUGGAAGAGAAGAAGGAACAGCUGAUGGACAUUAACAGACAACUCGAGUCAACACCAGUAAGACCAGUGAAACGAGGUGCUGAGGGAGCUGGUGAGCCAUCUGGCAUCAAUAUGAAAAGAGCAAAGCCCACAUAAGAGACUCAGUAGUCCAACCUGAGAGUUUGAGCACAGGCUUCUUUUGUAAUUUUCUUUCACUUUUUUUAUUUUAAGUACAAUAAUCAAUGUGAAUGUUGUCAGAGAAUAGGUUUUUUUUCAGUGUUUUAACUGCUUUGUAACAGAUUCGCUCAUGAUUGAAUGUGUAUUUUAUUUUAUUUUAUUUUAUUUUAUUUUUUAUAUGAGUAUAUAUAUAUAUAAAUAUAUAAAUGCGUAUUUCCUCAAGAUAUCCCUUUGUCUGUGUGAAUAUUUAUAACCAUUACUAACCUUGUUGAAGAAUAAAACUUCAAAAUACGAAA
This is a messenger RNA of Stegastes partitus (bicolor damselfish), 6363 nucleotides long. RefSeq names its product structural maintenance of chromosomes flexible hinge domain containing 1 (gene smchd1). Gene Ontology annotation, molecular function: ATP binding; protein binding. The record is from RefSeq and is a predicted model, not a curated record. Gene Ontology annotation, cellular component: chromosome. The transcript has 47 exons. Bases 125 to 6046 code for a protein of 1973 amino acids. Gene Ontology annotation, biological process: double-strand break repair; chromosome organization. NCBI's taxonomy places the organism in Eukaryota, Metazoa, Chordata, Actinopteri, Pomacentridae.